AAGGAAAAACGUCCCAUGGCAACCAGAGUGCUUCACGACAGUCAUUUAACGUAUUCCGCUGGCCGGUGUCGUAUAUUUUGCAGAAUCACCAUGGCGCUGAAAGAGACCGCGGGUCUGUAUGAGACACUCAAAGCGGAGUGGAACAAGAAAAACCCAAACCUGAGUAAAUGUGGAGAACUGCUCAGCAAACUGAAGGUCUCAUUACUCGAGCUGAACUUCUUACCUACCAGUGGGUCCUCACUCGCCAAGCAGCAGCUCAUUUUAGCUCGUGAUGUCCUUGAAAUUGGAGCCUUGUGGAGUAUCCUCAAGAAGGACAUCCCAUCCUUUGAGAGAUACAUGGCCCAGCUAAAAUGUUACUACUUUGAUUACAAGGAUGAACUGCCCGAAGCUGCCUACAUGCACCAGUUACUCGGACUGAACCUGCUCUUCCUGCUCUCACAGAACCGUGUGUCUGAGUUUCACACAGAACUUGAGAGACUGAGUGCACGAGAUAUUCAGACCAACGUAUACAUCAGACACCCAGUGUCCCUAGAGCAGUACUUGAUGGAAGGAAGCUACAACAAGGUAUUUCUUGCCAAAGGGAACAUCCCUGCUGAGAGCUACACCUUUUUUAUAGAUAUUCUGCUCGAUACAAUUCGUGAUGAGAUCGCAGGCUGCAUAGAGAAAGCAUACGAACAGAUCCAGUUUAGUGAAGCCACCCGUGUGCUUUUCUUCAGUUCCCCGAAAAAGAUGACAGAGUACGCCAAGAAGAGAGGAUGGAGUUUGAGCCCAGAUGGCUAUUACUCUUUCACCACUCAGCAGCAGCGGACAGAAGAGGUGACCAUCCCCUCUACGGAGCUGGCACAGCAGGUCAUCGAAUAUGCACGACAGCUGGAAAUGAUUGUGUAAUCCGCCCCCAGGAACACACUCAGACACACACGCCGCUGAUCCAGUGUACAUCCAGUCAGCUCAAAUGCAGUUUCCCUGAGGAAUAGGACUUCAUUCAUCGGCAGGGUGGUUGAUUUGUUGCCCAUACCUCAAACAUCAAAUCAACAAUUUAUUUUUUCCUGUAUGCCACUGUCUGGAAGUUUUCUUUCAUUUUAAAGGAUGGGGAACAAAACUAAAAGUAUCACAGGUGAUCCGUCUAUUCAGCAGCUACACAUCCACCUUUUAUUGAAGACAUUCAUGAGUUUCAAUGUUACAGUUAAUUAUUUUAUCCAAGAUGCCAUCUGUACAACAUUAAAACUGAGCUUUUCAUGGGUUAUGACCAAUAAACAAGAACUUCAAAUACAGCUACUACAUUUAAUAACGUUGGGCCUCCGCUCUUUUACAAUUACAAUCACCACCCUGUGAGUUUGUCUGUCAGUAUCACACAAAACUAUCAACUCAACAUUCCCACCCCCCCAAAAUUCAAGAAAACUCUUUUUGUACACAAAGUUCAUUUUCUCCUUAGUGGAGCUCACAGAAAUGUAUUGCCCUUGCCUUGUAGCCUAGCAACUGACAGAAUUGCCAUUGAAGUUUGUGAGUGUUUUCUAAAUGGUAAUGCCUCUUCCUCCCUAGAUGGUUUGUAAUCCAGUUGAUAUUACAAUGCAAAUCUUUAUCUGCAAUAAACAAUUCAGAAAAUAAACUUUUUGAAUGAUG
Molecule: messenger RNA, 1620 nt
Organism: Sebastes umbrosus (honeycomb rockfish)
Lineage: Eukaryota; Metazoa; Chordata; Actinopteri; Perciformes; Sebastidae
Gene: psmd8
Product: proteasome 26S subunit, non-ATPase 8
Exons: 7
Coding region: 16-888 (290 amino acids)
Biological process (GO): proteasome-mediated ubiquitin-dependent protein catabolic process
Cellular component (GO): cytosol; proteasome regulatory particle; proteasome regulatory particle, lid subcomplex
Source: RefSeq, a predicted model, not a curated record